ACUUCUAGGUCGAUUACCAGCGCUAACUAAUGAAGCACAUUUCAUGUACUUCAGCAAAUGGCAACAGCUUCGCCGAUUAUUCAAGCUCUUCGAAAUUUCUUGUCUGGGAGGAAUCUCCAGGCCAAGUUACAGCUUCGCUAUGCUCCAGAAAUUGCCCCAAGGUCCAUUCCCGAGCCCAAUCUCCCGGAUGGCGUUUCCCACAAGCUCGCGGAGAAUUACUACUUCACGAGGGACGGGCGGCGCGACUCCAAGCCGGCCACUUUAGUCUACUCCAGUGUGAAGCGUCUCGCCGAACCGCAGCCGGCCGAGGGUGGGUCUGGAACUCCUGCUCUUCGGAAACCGGUCACCCCUGGUAUUCCGCCAACGUGGAAGCUGUCCACUGACGAGCCCUACCUAAAAUGAUCAACAGACAGUAGUUAUUUUGUAAAUACAUGUAGAUUAAAAAAAUUGUAAUUAAAUACCAAUAAUUUCAGAGACAUCAUCCUGCAGUUGUAGGAGUGUAAGUUUUUUUCCCAAAUUAUAACUUCUUAGGCAUUUUUGCUGAAAUGUAACCUGAAUCCUACAAAAUCUUCCAACUGCCUGCCUGUCAAAAUCAGAUAUGGCCUCAGUCCUCCAAAAUCCUCUGUUACUGCUUGAGUGUGUUCCAUUGAGGUGUGACCACAGCCUGGGUCCUUCAAAAUCUCCCGCCAAUUCCUGUCACUGCGCUGAGGCAGCCCAAAUGAUAUGGAGGAGUGGUAACGAUUUCACAUGUAAUGUAGGCCUCAUUUUAUGCCUAGCCGAGAGUAAACAAGCCAAGGUCCAGCCCUAGACCUCGACACAGUGCAUCUUUUUGCAACCAGCCACUGUAUUUUUGCUGUAUAGCCUUAACCCUCCCAAAUCCUCCAAAACCGCUCGGAAGAUUUUGGAGGAUUUGGAAAGGUUCAGGUUACAUGGGAAGUGCAGUAAGAUGGCUGCAUGCUUACACUGUAUAAAUCUCCUACCAACUUGUCUGAGCAGUUUUCUUUCCCUUGUAAUCAGUGAAGAGCGGAAGGGACAUUAGAGUUGCCCAAGCGUGUACCAACCUGGAACUUGGGGGAGUGUUGUAGCAUGUUAGUUUAUGCAGAGCUGUGGGAUGGGCGGCUUGUGCAUUCAUUAUCACAUACACGGGCACCUACUUGAUUCAACAAAGACUGACCAUUCGAGAUGUUCCUCCAGCACGUAGGCUCGGUGCAGCGUUUUAUGUUUGCUAGGUUCACUCGUUCCCGGGCAUGCUGUGGGGUGAAAGGAAUGCUGCAUUCUGAUAUGUGCGACACAUUGGAAAUAAAAGGUUGUUAUGCAGUAGUUAA
Messenger RNA from Acanthaster planci (crown-of-thorns starfish), 1325 nucleotides. RefSeq names its product NADH dehydrogenase [ubiquinone] 1 alpha subcomplex subunit 7-like. Gene Ontology annotation, biological process: mitochondrial electron transport, NADH to ubiquinone; ATP synthesis coupled electron transport. The record is from RefSeq and is a predicted model, not a curated record. Gene Ontology annotation, cellular component: mitochondrial inner membrane; respiratory chain complex I. Lineage: Eukaryota; Metazoa; Echinodermata; Asteroidea; Valvatida; Acanthasteridae.